Molecule: messenger RNA, 2641 nt
Organism: Scheffersomyces amazonensis
Lineage: Eukaryota; Fungi; Ascomycota; Pichiomycetes; Serinales; Debaryomycetaceae
Exons: 1
Coding region: 222-2540 (772 amino acids)
Source: RefSeq, a predicted model, not a curated record
AAUUGAAAGCAGGAGCAAAGAACUAUCAUUGACGAUUAAUAAUCAAAAUAUCCACUACUUUAGUCAUUCCCAUAACAUUUGCUUUGAUUAUCUCCAAGUUUUUCACCCUCCUUAUCAUAUCCAAGCAUUCAAUUUUUGUACUUGUUACUUUGCUCAUUCUUCAUUGUUCAUACUUCAUUCUCCCUCUCUUCCAUUAACGGUUACAUGCCCAUAAAUAAAUCAUGAAUGGUCCUGGGUUUGAUUGGUUAAACCUACCUCCUGGGUCUGCAGGUAAUGGUAUUAAUCCAACUCCACCUCGACCAACUCAUAGUGAAACAUUAAUUAAUCAUAAUAAUACUAAUAAUACUAAUAAUACUAAUAAUCAUAAUAAUAUAAAUGGAAGUGGAUCAGCGUCUCCAGCUCCAAAUGUUUCAUUUGGUAUAAGUGGAUCACCACAUAUUACUACAACAGAUUAUAGUAAAACUUAUGCUUCUUCUUUACAACCAAAUUUACAUUCUCAUCUGCAAGAUUCUAAUAAUUCUGGAUCUCCUAAUUCAUCAGAUAUUCAAAAUUAUUAUUUUAAGAAUAAUUCAGCUGAUCAAUUAACUAGGAAAAGUUUUGGAGGUUAUUCAAAUUCUAAUUCUAAUGAUAGAUUAAAUCCUAAUAAUAUUAAUUAUAAUUCAACAUUUCUUAAUAUAACUAGAAGUGAUAAUAAUAGUUUAGAAAGUAUAGCUCAUUCAAAUUCUCUUGGAGGAGAUAAUUCAACAUCUUUACUUGAUUAUGAUGAAGAUUCAGGAAUUCCAUUAUCUUUAACAGCUCAAGAAUUAACUUUACAAGAAUCAAAAACUUAUAUGAGAUGGUAUAGUGAUAUACUAGCAAGAACUAAUAGUAGAACAGUUACAUUAAAUGAUGUAUUUAAUUUUUUAAUUAAUUUUAAAUUAUCUCAAAUUAUAAAAGAUAAAAUAAGUCGAAUUUUUCAAAAAAUUAUUUAUUCAAUUAAUAUUGGAGAAUUUUUUGCAUUAUUAAGAUUAAUAAGUCAUACAUUAACUGGAGCUGAACCUCGUAGAAAAUUAAUUAAAGUUCAAGCAGCAGUUCCAACACCUCCUUCAAUUUUAUCCAAGAAGAGACAAAAUGAUGAUGAUAAUGAUAGUGAAGGUAAUUUAAAUGAUAAUGAUUUAUCUAUAGCGAAUGGGAUUAAUAAUAAUGGAAAUGAUAAUAAUAAUAUUGGUAUAUCAUCAAUAGAACAAAAUAAACCAUUAGAUCUUGAUAGUUUUACACAAUUUAUUUUAACUGGUGAAAGACCUGAUGAUACACCAAAGAAGAAAAGAAAUAAAAAAUUAAAAUCAGUUAAAUUUUCUGAUAGAAUAGUAACUGAUAUUCAUGAAGAUUCAUUUAUGCCUUCACCUUCAGGAUCUCCAUUUCCUCAACAAGAAAGUUUGGAUUAUUCUUUACCAAUGGAUCAAUUAUUAGAUCGUAUGAAACUGCAACCUCAACAAUCUAAUCAAUUUAUAAAACCACCAUCACCUGAUGAAGAUGAACAACAAUUAUUAAGAGAUAUGGAAGGACAAAUUAAUCAUUUUAAAAAUUUAAAUUCAGUAGAUACAGCUCUUAUUGGUGGUAGUCUGGCAAGUAUACAUUUUCAUGAUGGUUAUAGUAAUGAUAAUUUACUUCAACCAAAUAUGACAGGUCCUGCUCAAAUGUCAAGAAUGUUUUCUCCAUCUCCAGAACCAAAACUUUUAAAACCUAAUAUGACAGGUCCUACUCAAAUGGCACAAUUUCAUUAUUCACGAGAUGAAGAUGAUGAAGAUACUGGAGAUUCAGGAAAUAGUAUUAAUAAUAAUGAAUCUCCUUCAUUCUUAAGACCAAAUGUUACAGGUCCAGCCGAUAUGGCAAGAAUCUUUUCACCUGAAUCUACGAAUAAUACUUCUGAAGUUCCUAAAAUCUCAUUACAAUCAUUUACAAAUCAAAUGACUGGUAAUACUAUGGCAAAUACUCUUCAAAAUUCAAGAACAACUAAUGAUGGUUCACCUUUACGUCCUUCAUCAUCUUCAUUUUCUACUGGUUCAAGAACAAAUGGUCCUCAACCUCCUCCUGUUCCAAAUACUAGAAGAACAAGAUCUAUAUCUUCUCCAACUCCUAGAAUUAGUUCACCAUUAUCAAAUAUCGUAAUUGCUGGGGAUUAUACAAAUUCAAAUCUAAAUGUUAAUCCAAGUCCAGUUCCUUUAAAUGUUCCACCUCCAGUCCCAAUAAGAUCUCCACUUCAUAGUAGUCCAAAUCCAAGUACAACUAAUGUACCAUCUCUAAAGAUUCCUCCUCCACCACCACCUGCAAGAAGAAGAAAUACUUCAUUUUCUCAAAAUCAAAAUCAAACUCAAACUCAAAAUUCAGUUCCACCAUUACCACCUAAAAUUUCGAUUGAAAAUGAUAAUUCAUCUUCUACAAAUUUAAGUACUCUAUAUAAUAAUGGUGGAUCUAAUGAUAGUACUAUAGAUAUCUUAGAUGAUUUAAAGGCAUUACAAGAGGAAGUAGAUAAAAUAAGAGAUAUGACUGGAGGGUUUUAGAUUCAUAUCCGACAUUUACAUUUAUAUUCACAUUUUCAUUUUCAUUUUCAUUUUCAUUUUCAUUUUCAUUUUCAUUUUCAUUUUCAUUUUCAUUUUCAUUU